UGUUGCUAUUUUGACAUGUUUCGUUCUAAAAGCUUGAUUUGUUUGAUCAAAUCGGAGAUGGGGAAGAUUCCAGUGAAGAUAAAGGCAGUGGUGUACGGAUUAUCGCCGUUUCAGCAGAAGGUGAUGCCUGGUCUAUGGAAGGAACUCGCUAAUAAAAUCACACACAAAGUCACCGAGAAUUGGCUUAGCGCUAUCCUCCUUGUGGGCCCCGUCGUUGGCACCUACUCGUACGUUCAAAAUUAUAAGGAAAGAGAGAAGAUGGAGCAUAGAUAUUGA
This is a messenger RNA of Lactuca sativa (garden lettuce), 276 nucleotides long. Its product is annotated as cytochrome b-c1 complex subunit 8. Gene Ontology annotation, cellular component: respiratory chain complex III. Gene Ontology annotation, biological process: mitochondrial electron transport, ubiquinol to cytochrome c. The record is from RefSeq and is a predicted model, not a curated record. Lineage: Eukaryota; Viridiplantae; Streptophyta; Magnoliopsida; Asterales; Asteraceae.